This is a messenger RNA of Molossus molossus (Pallas's mastiff bat), 1101 nucleotides long. It is a transcript of the gene WNT3A, whose product is annotated as Wnt family member 3A. The transcript has 4 exons. Gene Ontology annotation, molecular function: frizzled binding; cytokine activity. Gene Ontology annotation, biological process: canonical Wnt signaling pathway; neuron differentiation; multicellular organism development. Gene Ontology annotation, cellular component: extracellular region. The coding region runs from base 43 to 1101 and encodes 352 amino acids. Lineage: Eukaryota; Metazoa; Chordata; Mammalia; Chiroptera; Molossidae. The record is from RefSeq and is a predicted model, not a curated record.
AGGGCCCCGGCCCGCUCGGCGCCCGCGCUCUGCCGCUCCGAGAUGGCCCGGCUCGGGUACUUCUUAUUCCUCUACGGCCUGAACCAGGCGCUGGGCAGCUACCCGAUCUGGUGGUCACUGGCUGUUGGGCCCCAGUACUCAUCCCUGAGCAUGCAGCCCAUCCUCUGUGCCAGCAUACCAGGCUUAGUACCCAAACAAUUGCGAUUCUGUCGGAACUACGUGGAGAUCAUGCCCAGCGUGGCAGAGGGCAUCAGGAUCAGCAUUGAGGAGUGCCAGCACCAGUUCCGAGGCCGCCGGUGGAACUGCACCACCAUCAAAAACAGCCUGGCAAUCUUCGGCCCUGUGCUGGACAAAGCCACCCGAGAGUCCGCCUUCGUACAUGCCAUCGCCUCCGCCGGCGUGGCCUUCGCAGUGACGCGCUCAUGCGCUGAGGGCUCCGCUGCCAUCUGUGGAUGUAGCAGCCAUCACCAGGGCUCACCGGGCCAAGGCUGGAAAUGGGGUGGCUGCAGCGAGGACAUCGAGUUUGGUGGGAUGGUGUCUCGGGAGUUUGCGGAUGCAAGAGAGAAUAGGCCUGACGCCCGCUCUGCGAUGAACCGCCACAACAAUGAGGCGGGGCGCCAGGCCAUCGCCAGUCAUAUGCACCUCAAGUGCAAGUGCCACGGGCUGUCGGGUAGCUGCGAAGUAAAGACCUGCUGGUGGUCGCAGCCCGACUUCCGCGUCAUCGGCGACUUCCUUAAGGACAAGUACGACAGCGCCUCCGAGAUGGUGGUGGAGAAGCACCGGGAGUCGCGCGGCUGGGUGGAGACGCUGCGGCCUCGCUACACCUACUUCAAGGUGCCCACGGAGCGCGACCUGGUGUACUACGAGGCUUCGCCCAACUUCUGCGAGCCCAACCCCGAGACCGGCUCUUUUGGCACUCAUGACCGCACCUGCAACGUGAGCUCGCCUGGCAUCGAUGGCUGCGACCUGCUGUGCUGUGGCCGCGGCCACAACGCGCGGGCAGAGCAGCGCCGAGAGAAGUGCCUCUGCAUCUUCCACUGGUGCUGUUACGUGAGCUGCCAGGAGUGUGCACGCGUCUACGACGUGCACACCUGCAAGUAG